ACUACUAGUUUGACGAAAGAGUCGGGUGGAUUACAAAUUAUGUCUCCGACUAAACAUGGUGGCUCCCAGGCGACAAGCAGUCACUCUAAUUAUCAUCACCAUCCUUGUUCUCUUCACCAUCAUCCUCUGGAAGCAUCCAUCUGGUCUUUUACCAGUUCUCUCACAUCAACCAUCGCCCAACAUGUCAAUCACGCACAUUGUCAUGUUUCAAUUCAAAGACGGGGUCAGCCCCGAAGUAAUCAAAGAUGUGUGCUCUCGGAUGCUAGCUCUAAAAGAUAAUUGUAUACACCCCACCUCUCAGAAGCCAUACAUUCAGGCCGCAUCGGGCGGAUUGGAUAAUUCGCCCGAAGGCAUCCAACAUGGAAUCACCCAUGCUUUUGUCGUACAUUUCGCGAGCGCCGAAGAUCGCGAUUAUUAUGUGGCCAAGGAUCCAGCCCAUCAAGCAUUCGUCAAGAGUCUGAACGGUAUCAUUGAGAAGGUGCAGGCGAUUGACUUUACUGAUCGCGUUUAUUGACCUGUUGGACCGAAUGAGCAUUAUAGACGAAUACUGAAUGCUAAUGAAUCGUCAAGAACGGGAAUGUUUUCGAAUCCCUUCGUUCCUUGGAGACAAUACGUACAGUGUCUUUAUUAGGUGGAGUAUAACUUUGCUGCUGGAAAGUGAUAGCAUUGCCAAUAUUUGACGCUUAUGUCUCAAGAUAGAAUGUGGCUGAGAGACGAUCACUCAUUAUGUAAUAUGGCAUGUUGAUAAAGCGUUAUCAGCCAAGGUUCAAAGAGAAGAGCCCCUCGUUUCAAGUAUCUGCCGAUAUCCAAUUUUGGAGAUAUGGCGACUCUUGUGCAACUUAUUCUGUCAUCGCCGUGCGGG
This is a messenger RNA of Aspergillus welwitschiae, 862 nucleotides long. Its product is annotated as Dabb family protein. The coding region runs from base 56 to 514 and encodes 152 amino acids. The record is from RefSeq and is a predicted model, not a curated record. The transcript is spliced from 4 exons. Lineage: Eukaryota; Fungi; Ascomycota; Eurotiomycetes; Eurotiales; Aspergillaceae.